AUGAGUGCGCGCAGCGACGCGAGCGACAGCGCCGACGACGACGACGCCUACGCCUCGCUCGACCACCUCGACGCGCACCACGCGCUCGCGCACCUGCACAGCGCCGACGCCCACGCGCUCCUCUCGGCGCUCGACCACGAGGACGACGACAACGUCUCGCCGUCUCUCCGCGCGCUGCUCGCGCAGCUCGAGACCCCCACCCCUAGCGCCACUUCAACUUCCGACUCGGCCCUGUCGCUUGCACAUCUGAUAUCGAGCGCAUCCGCCACGGGCAUUGCCACCAAUCAGACGCGCCCCUGUCUCUUCCAGCACGUCCGCGCGCAAUUACACGCCGACGCGCCGGUCACUACGCAGCUCGAAGGGCUCUCGACGCUCUGUGAGACGCUCUCGCUGUCUACAGAAGACGCGCUGGCCGUCGCGGGCUUCCGCGUCGACGCGUUCGUGCCGCUGAUCGUGACGCUCCUGCGUCACUCGCUGUCCACGGACGUGCUCCUCUUGGCGGCGCGCGCGCUGUCAAUGACGCUCGAGCUGUUUCCCAGCGCAGCCAUUCCAUUGGCUGCAAGUGAGCACGUGAUUGGUGCAUUAUGCGCCAAACUCGUGGAAAUCCAGUACAUAGACGUGGCGGAACUGGCGCUCCAGAUGCUUGAAGUCAUGGUGUGCAAAGCCGAGACGGCGCUCCAUUCCGCUAACAGUAGCACCAGUCGGUUCCUGAUGGUGCCGGUAUUAUCGUCCACAGCCCCGGCGCCAGCAGCUGCGCCAGCUCAUGUCGCGAAACUCUGUGCGCAGUACCGACUCCAAGUCAUUGAAGAGAACGGAUUCGUCGCGGUGCUGCAGUUUAUCGACUUUUUCCCACUGGAGAUUCAGCGCCGAGCUGCUCGGAUCGUCAGUCAAUUGGCUACGGACUUUCCACUGGCAAUGGAGACGCAACUGCGGCACGGGUUGCCGUUUCUUACCAACCUCUUGCGGUCACUGGACAAUGAUGUCGUGCAGAGCACGGUCGCGUGUUUGCAGAAGCUUGGGGAAAGCAAAGCGUUCACACAGAGUCACGAGUUUGCACAAAUGAUUGCAACGGAGGAGAUCUGUGCACUGCUACUGGACAAGCUAGCGGUGUUUGCUGGUGUGGACGGAGGAGACGAAGCUGCAGCUGCAGUGGCGGUGCCGCUGUCGUUGCCAUUGGCACCAGUAGGGUACACUAGUAUAUUGCGCUUUUUCGCGUGUCUACUGUCUUGUGUCCCAAGUGAUCUGGGUGCAACGACGGACGUUCUGGGUACGUCGCAUUUGCGCUUUGUCAAGUUGCCGCAUAUUGUGACAGCAUUGCUGGCGAAACAAGAAGUUUUGUCGGAGAACCAGCUACUUCGCGAGACGCUCAAGCUGGUGCUAGUUGUCGUGCCUUUUGUGAACGAUGUUUUUUCAGCAGAUGCAGCGAUUCCACCGGCAACGCUCACGUUAGCGCGUGGUAUAUUGCCGCUGAUCACACGCGUCUACGACGCGACUUCCCGACCGGAUUUGCGAUACGACUGUCUCGGCGUCAUCUCUCGAUGCUGCUCAUUGGUGUAUGCUGAUUGGCAGCCAUUCAAAGUUGAAGAACGAACUGAGCUGGCGCGGCUUGCCGCUUUUCUUGCGCGAGUGCUGCGUCCCAACCGCACUGGCACGACAGCUCAUUCGAAGCACAAAGCGGAUAGCGACUUUGUGCUGAUAGAGCUUGCGCUGAAACUUGUCGAGAUGCCUCUACAGCAUACUGGUGCUCGAGAGGCGACAAAAGAAGAUUACGAGCGGUAUGGUGUCACAAAUAUCAUCCGCUAUUACGCAUCUACUAUCGUCGAGCCCGAGGAAGACAAAGAUAAAAGUGACCUGCAGAGUAUUCGCCCCAUCGCAGUUCGACUUGUUCGUGAUUACUUGGGUGACAAAAGUUCGGUUGUAAGCGUUAUGGUGCGCUUUGAGCGACUUGUGGACGACCUGCAGACGGCGCUGAUUUCCAGCAGUACAACCGGAAACGAUCAGACUGCAUCGCUACUGGAUGUGCUAUUACAGUUGCGGGAAUUUGUCGUUGAAGGAAACGACACUUUGACUGCUCAUGAAAUUGCUUGCAGCGGAUUGGUGAAAGUACUCAUUCGGAUUUUGUCGUUUGACAAGAGCCAGCAAGCGUUUUCGCAAAUGCUAACGAUGCAAGGAGCGGGUAGCGGUGGGUUAGAAUUUGUGACUUUGCUUUCGCGGUGUUUGCAAGAUGCCAUCUCUUCGGAAAAAGAUGUGUUUGUGGUUUCUGCCGCGGACUCGUCGUCUGCGAGUCUUUCAUCUGGUAGCAUUGUGACGGAUUUGGACCAAUUAACUCAGCAUAUCAAGGUGCAUGUGUUGAUUGAGGAAGAAAAACGAGCAUUUGAGCCUGACAUUAAAGACCGAGACAUUGAUCAGGCGGCCCCUUACGAUCGCCACGAUAUGGCAGAGCACGGGGCAAAACGAAAUUCGUUGAUGCGAAACCGGAAGAACAGGUGUAGUUUGAACAAGCGCGCCGUUCACGACACAGUCGUGCUGGUAGAACCUCUUGCUCGGAUCGAAACAAUGGAAGUCUUUAUCGCGGAUAAGCUGUUUGGCAGAGAUCGAAACACUGAUGUUAUUUCUGACGAAUUGUCAGAGGAAGACGAUGAGAGCGGGGGAACUGAAGUUGAAGAGCGUGAAGAGUUUCUAAGGGAUGACAUAGAGUUGCGAAGAGUGGUUGCAGUAUAUAAAGGACAGGUGCUUCCAGCAGACAUGAGUAUUUUAGAGGCUAUUGUAAAGUUUGGUGACCUCGACGCGACUGGUCAUGUAAAGUCCGAUUUGGAUGCACCUGGAUCGACAUCCAAGAGUUUGCCGACAUCCGGAUCUCCUUUAUGGACAGCGUCUCCUCAUGCUAUCACGUUCCGAGUAGCAGCUGCCCCGAUCUCUGUAGAUGACGUUGCCACCAUGGAGCCUGCUAGUGCGGAUUCUAAGAUCGUUGUGGCAUCAUCGUUUUUGUCUAAACCAGCAGGCAUGGAUGAGGCGGAGCAGUGGUGGGAUGAUGUAUGGGACUUAUUGUUGCUGCUAAAACUCCUACGAGAGCAGUGUAGUAGGAUGCCGUUCGGAACACAGCUUCAUUUUGUGAACAGCUACCUUAGCCUUCAGGUGCGUCGUGCCUUGCAGCAGCCUGUAUGUAUUGUAGCGAACCACCUCCCAAAGUGGUGUUUUCGUCUCGUGUAUGAAUUCCCGUUCGUGCUCAAGUUCGAGACACGGUGCCAUUUCAUGUACGCAACUACGUGUGGUUGCUCGAGAGCUAUUCAGUAUUUAUGUCGGUCGGUGUGGAGAAAAGCUGUGAUGGAAGAACCAGCCCAGGUGCGACCCAGCACUAGUGCCGGCCGUCGUCGGUACCGUGACGGAACUAGUCGCACCCGGACGUCCGCCCUGGACAACGUGAUGCAAAUGGUAAAGCUUCCUCGGCUUAAAGUGCGAGUUGCGCGGUCGCGCCUUUUGCAGUCUGCGAUAAAGCUUUUGACACUGUAUGGUGGAAAAAAAGCAGUGAUUGAGAUUGAAUUUCUCGGGGAAGUCGGAACUGGUCUAGGGCCAACAACGGAGUUCUUUACUCUUGUAUGCCAGCAGAUACAGUCAAAGCAGUUGCAGCUUUGGUGGGAUGAUGACCGGAUCGUGUCUGGAGUUAGUCAUAGCGCGGAUGUAGAGCAAAAAUCGAAACAUGUUGGCGCCGACACAGAUCACUCCAAGACCAAUCAGGCCAAUGGCUCGCUUGCGAUACGAGGGUACCAUCGUGUUGCAGUGUACCACUGCCCGCGAUGCAAGGCACUUUGCAUUCCGGCCUGUCCCGUCCACCAACAGUUGCUUACGCGCGAGAACAGAGGUGUUGAUAGUGAGGGAGGUGCCCCAGGUCAAACUAGCGAGAAGGGUAGCCCGUGCUCGGCGCCAGAGCGCCGGCAACCAUCUAGACAUUCUAUUCCACAGUGUGCGCAAUGUUCAGAUAACCAAAAUUGGCAUUCUGCAGCAACUUCUUGUGACUGCAGCCCGAACCACGACGGUGAAGAAAAUGACAGCACGACGGAGCCCGCGUCUGGUUCCAUGCUAAAGUGGUGGAUUCUAAGUGACGAGGAAGCACAGUACCUUGCCAAGGUGUUUCCCACAGAUACCAAGCGGGUACAGCAUCCCGUGCUGCAGUGUGCGCACUGUGACACGGUGAACUUUCCCGGUACGGAUGCCGGCAUUGUUGUUAUGAAUGGAAAUCGCAUGGUUUCGCGGUCGGGUCGACGCAUGUUUGAGAGGGACUAUCGCGCUGUGACCAAGCAUGUAUCACCCCUGUGUGAGGGCACCCCGUUGAAUGUAAUGAUAUCUGCAAUCACUCGGCACGACGUGGAAAUGCUGGUGGAGAAUCUUGCGCGCAGUCCCGAUGUGUUGGAGUCGGAGGUAGAGUCGCUGAAUUAUCUUAGUGAAGCUGCUCUAUUGAACGGCACCGUCGGUGGUGGUCCACCUGUGGUGGCUCCUUUUGGUCUAUACCCCAAGCCUUACCUCUGCGACAAUGAAUUGGACGCGCAUAGAACAUCAGUCGAUAGUAUACCUGAGCCAAGUGGUUCCGACAGUUUGGAUGAAGACGCGUCUUCUUUCAGUGGAGAUGAGGUAGACGUGCUCGCAUGGUUUCGAUUCUUGGGCCGUUUCGUGAGUCAAGCUAUCCUGGACGAGCGGCUGCUAAACUUGCCGUUUGCUCGUCCAUUCGUGCGAUUGUUGCGCGGCGAGGUACUGGUGGGUAACGGUGUGAGUGUGGAGACAUCGCUUUCUUUCGUAGAAGAGCUGGAUCCGGUGUUGGCCAAGUCACUGCGCUACUUGCACGAUCUAGCAGUCCAAUAUGCCGUCAAGGAGGCGUCGGGAGACAUCGAGUCAGAUGACGUGGCUGCGUGGACUGCGGAGGUUGAUGCACUCUGCCGCUCCUUCACGAUGAUCGGUGCCGACGAGAUUCCGUUGCAACCGGAUGGCAAAGACAUCGCCGUGACGCUAUCGACACUGCGUCAGUAUGUGACGCUAAAUCUCGAGUUCUUGCUGGACCGGACAAUCAAGAGCCAAGUGCAAGCAUUCAAGCAAGGUUUCGAGCAAAUUUGCGGCGGCAAAGGAGACCGCCAGCUUUUUCGCUUCUUGCAGGCAUUUGAUGUGCACGAGCUCGAAGCACUGCUAAGUGAUCGUAGCUCUGGCAGCUCCAUCUGGGAUCGUGACGGUGUCGACUUGCGGGAACACAUGGUGUGUGACCACGGGUACACGGCAGAUAGUCGUGCGAUCGCCAACCUCGUGUCGAUUCUGUGUGAACUGUCGUUGGAUGAGCAGCGUCUCUUUGUGCGUUUUGUCACGGGUGCGAAUCGCCUGCCACUGGGUGGACUGCGCAACCUCGAGCCCAAGCUCACGGUCGUGCGCAAACUCGUACAGACCACCGAUGGUUCCCGUGCCAAGGAAAAUGACGCCGUGCUGCCGUCGGCUUCCACAUGCACGAAUUACCUGAAACUGCCGGACUAUUCGACGCGCGAGGUGAUGAAGCGGCGGUUGCUGUACUGCAUCAACGAGGGGCAGUGCAGCUUCCAUCUCUCGUAG
Peronospora matthiolae is the source of this 5583-nucleotide messenger RNA. NCBI's taxonomy places the organism in Eukaryota, Oomycota, Peronosporomycetes, Peronosporales, Peronosporaceae. The record is from the annotation of a GenBank genome assembly.